GAAAUCGACUUCGUCCCUCCGCACCACCACUACGAAGUAAGCAGCAACGACGCGGACAGCGAGGAGUCGAGCAGCGAAUCCAGCGACGAAGAGCCAUCGUUCGUGUGCGACAGCGACCGUGAUAGCGACGACGAAAACAUCGACGGCGGAAGUGGCAGCGAGCUUCCCGACGCAGGCCACCCCGCAUACCCUGUUCCUUGGGACGACGACAAACUGGCCGCAAUCGCCCGCGGCGGUGACGAGACGGUCACGGUCACCAUGACCAAGACAACCGACCCGGCGGGUGUCGAGCGCUCCCGCCCGCUGUACUACCGCCUCAACACCCCGAAGAAGAGGGUCGCUUAUUUCUACGACUCCGACAUUGGCAACUAUGCCUACGUGACCGGCCACCCGAUGAAGCCGCACCGUAUUCGCCUGGCCCACAGCCUGGUGAUGAACUACGACAUCUACCGGUUUAUGGAGAUCUACCGCGCGAAGCCGGCUGUGACGUCCGAGAUGACGCAGUUUCACACCGACGAGUACAUCGAGUUCCUCCAGAAGGUCACGCCUGACAACAUGGACUCCUUUAUGAGAGAGCAGACCAAGUACAAUGUCGGCGAUGACUGCCCAGUCUUUGACGGCCUCUUCGAGUUCUGCGGCAUCAGCGCAGGCGGCAGCAUGGAGGGUGCGGCCCGCCUCAACCGCGAGAAGUGCGACAUUGCGAUCAAUUGGGCGGGUGGUCUUCACCACGCGAAGAAGAGCGAGGCUAGCGGUUUUUGCUACGUCAAUGACAUCGUUCUUGCCAUUCUCGAGUUGCUCCGAUUCAAGAAGCGCGUUCUCUACGUCGACAUUGACGUCCACCACGGCGAUGGCGUCGAGGAGGCCUUCUACACCACCGAUCGCGUCAUGACCGUUUCGUUCCACAAGUACGGAGAGUACUUCCCCGGCACCGGCGAGCUUCGCGACAUCGGCAUCGGCAACGGCAAGUACUAUGCCGUGAACUUCCCGCUCCGCGACGGCAUCGACGAUGUCUCGUACGAGACCAUUUUUGAGCCCGUCAUCGAGGCCGUCAUGAAGUACUAUCAGCCGGAGGCCGUUGUUCUCCAGUGCGGUGGCGAUAGCCUCUCCGGCGACCGCUUGGGUUGCUUCAACCUCAGCAUGCGCGGUCACGCAAACUGCGUCAAUUACGUGCGCUCUUUCGGUCUGCCCACUCUUGUGCUUGGCGGCGGUGGCUACACGAUGCGCAACGUUGCCCGCACGUGGGCCUACGAAACCGGCCGCCUCAUCGGCGUCGAGAUGGACUCAGUCCUGCCGUACAAUGAGUACUACGAAUAUUAUGGUCCCGACUACGAGCUUGAUGUGCGCGCCUCCAACAUGGAGAACGCGAACAGCUACGAGUACCUCGAGAAGAUCAAGGCCGCAGUCAUCGAGAACCUGAAGCGGACCGCUCACGCCCCCUCCGUGCAGAUGCAAGACGUUCCUCGCCAGGGUCUGGGCACCUCUGACGAACAGGAUGCCGAGAUGGAUGACCGCGAUGAGGACGAGAACAAGGACGUCCGCGUGACGCAGCGUCAGUGGGAGAAGCGCGUUGAGCGCGAAGACGAAUUCGAGGACUCUGACGAUGAGAAUCUCGCCCGCGUCAAUGGCUCCUACAAGGCCAUCGGCCGUUCCCGUCAGGAGACCAACUUCCGCAACGCCAAGAAGGACGAUGAUGCAAUGGACAUCGACACCGGCGUUGCUUCCCACGGCGAGCCUGCCACCGAGGCGGCUGCCAAUAACGACGACACCAUGAUCGACGAGGCCUUGGCCGAAGUUCUCGCCGAGACCGAGAAGGCUGACGCCGAGAAGCCUGCCGCGAAGGAGCAGGCCCCCGACGGCGAGAAUGCCAAGGUCGACGGCGACGGGGACGUUGAUAUGGCCGAGCCCUCCGCCGCCGACGAGAAGCCCACCGACGCGACCAUUAAGAAGGAAGAAGUCGAGGGCAUCUCGGCUGCCGCGGCGGCGCCCACCAAGACCCCGCCGGCCGACGAGGCCGACGCGACUGCGGGCGGCGACGCCAAGGCCGCUGCUGCGAAGCAGCGGGCUUCUCCUUCCCCUGUCGCCGGCGGCGCUGAUGCCAAGCCGGCCGAGGCGGUUGCUUCCGCCGAGCCGGCGGAGAAGGCGCCCGACGCCGCCAGCCCUCGGGCCGGCGACGAACAGGCCAAGGCCUAAGUUGGCCUUGUUUCAUCAAGCCUGUGGCUUGAUGACCAGCCCCGGUGCGCGGCUUGCGACCGGUGUGUAAAAAACAGCGUUAUGUAAAGUGGUUUUUGCGACGGCGUUCAGGAGAGCACGGGCCCGGACGGGAAUGGCGGCUUGGGCGGGCUUGCGGAUUGGAGUUUAUGGAUUCGGCCGGCUGCCUUAGUUUAUGCGCCCGCCAUUUCGCUGCGUGCUUUUGCUUGCCGCAGAGGGUUGGGCAAUUUUUUUAUGGCUCACGGGUUCCGAGGAUUGCGCCUGCGAGGUUUUUUUUCAUCCUCGAUACAGCAAGGUCGCAUUAUACCACUACAAUGGGAAAUGGGCUUUUUUCAUGGU
This is a messenger RNA of Thermothielavioides terrestris NRRL 8126, 2547 nucleotides long. RefSeq names its product histone deacetylase-like protein. Gene Ontology annotation, molecular function: histone deacetylase activity. The transcript has 4 exons. The coding region runs from base 259 to 2190 and encodes 643 amino acids. Lineage: Eukaryota; Fungi; Ascomycota; Sordariomycetes; Sordariales; Chaetomiaceae. The record is from RefSeq and is a predicted model, not a curated record.